Suncus etruscus (white-toothed pygmy shrew) is the source of this 4547-nucleotide messenger RNA. It is a transcript of the gene CDH4, whose product is annotated as cadherin 4. NCBI's taxonomy places the organism in Eukaryota, Metazoa, Chordata, Mammalia, Eulipotyphla, Soricidae. The record is from RefSeq and is a predicted model, not a curated record. Gene Ontology annotation, molecular function: calcium ion binding; cadherin binding. The transcript is spliced from 16 exons. The coding region runs from base 19 to 2781 and encodes 920 amino acids. Gene Ontology annotation, biological process: cell morphogenesis; multicellular organism development; calcium-dependent cell-cell adhesion. Gene Ontology annotation, cellular component: adherens junction; plasma membrane; catenin complex.
CGCGCGGGCUGCGGGAAGAUGCGCGCGGGCUCCGGCGCGUGGCUGUGGCUGGCGCGGUUCGUGCCCUUCGCGCUCCUGGGCGCGCUCCGGGCACACCCAGGGGACCUUCCCGAAGGGGCCAGCUGCAAGACGGCCUUCACGGCGCCCGAUUACACGGCUUUCGUCUCCCCAAACCUUCUGGAAGGAGAGAAGCUGCUCAAAGUGCAUUUCAGUAGCUGCUCGGGUGCCAGCGGCAUGCAGUAUGAGACCAGCAAUGUGGACUUCAAGGUCAGGGACGACGGGACGGUCUUCGCCACACGGGCCAUGCGGGUCCCCUCUGCACCAGUGGUUUUCACGGUGACGGCCUGGGAUGCACAGACAGCAGAACACUGGGACACGAUGGUGCGGCUGCUAGUGGCCACUCCCUCGACAACGGUGCACUCCGGGCACAGGUCCCCAAGAGCAAAGAAGCUGCCAGCUGGUGUCGCCCAGCCGCCUGGGGACACUCUGCUGCCCUGGCCCCCCCAACACAGCCCCAGUGGACUCCGGCGACAGAAGCGGGACUGGGUCAUCCCCCCCAUCAACGUGCCCGAGAAUUCACGGGGACCCUUCCCUCAACAGUUGGUGCGGAUCCGGUCAGACAAGGACAACGACAUCCCCAUCCGCUACAGUGUCACAGGUGUGGGCGCCGACCAGCCACCCAUGGAGGUCUUUAGUAUCGACUCCAUGUCUGGCCGCAUGUAUGUGACAAGGCCCAUGGACCGCGAGGAGCGUGCAUCCUACCAUCUCAGAGCCCAUGCGGUGGACAUGAACGGUAACAAGGUGGAGAACCCCAUUGACCUCUAUAUCUACGUCAUUGACAUGAACGACAACCGGCCAGACUUCCUCAGCCCCGUCUACAAUGGUUCCGUGAAUGAGGGCUCCAAGCCAGGCACCUACGUGAUGACAGUCACGGCCAACGAUGCAGACGACGCGACCACAGCCAACGGGAUGGUGCGGUACCGCAUCGUGACCCAGAGCCCGCAGAGCCCGUCCCAGAACAUGUUCACCAUCAACAGUGAGACCGGGGACAUUGUGACCGUGGCCGCCGGCCUGGACCGCGAGAAAGUUCAGCAGUACACAGUCGUCAUCCAGGCCACAGACAUGGAGGGAAACCUGAACUACGGUCUCUCCAACACCGCCACGGCCAUCAUCUCCGUGACCGACGUCAACGACAACCCGCCCGAGUUCACAGCCAGCACGUAUGCUGGAGAAGUCCCCGAGAACCGCGUGGAGACUAUAGUGGCCAACCUGACCGUGAUGGACCGGGACCAGCCGCACUCACCCAACUGGAACGCCGUGUACCGCAUCAUCAGUGGGGAUCCCGCCGGCCACUUCAGCGUCCGCACCGACCCCGUCACCAAUGAGGGCUUGGUCACCGUGGCGAAGGCUGUGGACUAUGAGCUGAACCGUGCGUUCAUGCUGACAGUGAUGGUGUCCAAUCAGGCGCCCCUAGCCAGCGGCAUCCAGAUGUCCUUCCAGUCCACAGCGGGAGUCACCAUCUCUGUGCUGGACAUCAACGAGGCGCCGUCAUUCCCAUCCAACCACAAGCUGGUCCGCCUGGAGGAGGGCGCACGCCCGGGCACGGUGCUCACCACCUUCUCUGCCGUGGACCCUGACCGCUUCCUGCAGCAGGCCGUAAGGUACUCCAAACUGUCGGACCCAGCCGGCUGGCUGCACAUCAACACGACCAAUGGGCAGGUGACCACGGCCUCCAUCCUGGACCGCGAGUCCCUCUACGUCACAGACAACGUCUACGAAGCCACUUUCCUCGCAGCUGACAACGGAGUCCCCCCGGCCAGUGGCACCGGGACCCUCCAAAUCUAUCUCAUCGACAUCAAUGACAAUGCCCCAGAGCUGCUGCCCAAGGAGGCCCAGGUGUGUGAGAAGCCAGGCCUGAGCUCCGUCAACAUCACCGCGGCCGACGCUGACAUGGACCCCAACGUCGGGCCCUACGUUUUCGAGCUGCCCUUUGUCCCGGCCACCGUGCGCAGGAACUGGACCGUCACCCGCCUGAACGGUGACUCAGCCCAGCUGCGCCUGCGCGCACUCUUCCUGGAGGCUGGCGUGUACGACGUGCCCAUCGCUGUCACUGACUCCGGGAACCCCCCACUGUCCAACACGUCCGUCAUCAAGGUCAAGGUGUGCCCAUGCGACGACAAUGGGGACUGCACGUCGGCGGGGGCCGUGGCCGCGGCAGGGCUGGGCACCGGGGCCAUCGUGGCCAUCCUCCUGUGCAUCGUCAUCCUGCUCGUCCUGGUGCUAAUGUUCGUGGCCUGGAUAAAGCGACGGGAGAAGGAGCGUCACACGAAGCAGCUGCUCAUCGACCCCGAGGACGACGUGCGUGACAACAUCCUCAAGUAUGAUGAGGAGGGCGGCGGCGAAGAGGACCAGGACUAUGACCUCAGCCAACUACAGCAGCCGGAGGCCGUGGAGCAUGUACUGAGCAAGGGCCCCGGGGUGCGGCGCGUGGACGAGAGGCCAGUGGGCGCAGAGCCUCAGUACCCUGCCCGGCCUGUGGUGCCCCAUCCAGGAGACAUCGGAGACUUCAUCAGUGAGGGCCUGCGGGCAGCUGACAACGACCCGACGGCGCCUCCCUACGACUCGCUGCUGGUGUUCGACUACGAAGGCAGCGGCUCCACUGCCGGCUCUGUCAGCUCUCUGGACUCGUCCAGCUCUGGGGACCAGGACUACGACUACCUGAGCGAGUGGGGGCCUCGCUUCAAGAAGCUGGCAGACAUGUACGGGGGCGGCGAGGACUAGACGCUCAAGCGCCGGCCAGAUGGACCGACGGACGGGCAACUUGGGCCGCGCUGCCUGGAGCACGAGGCGCGGCCUGACCCAGAUCCCAGAGCCCAAGCGCCGUCUCUGAGCAACGAAAGUGCCUUUGGCGCACGCGUCCGACCCUCAAACUCAGGAGAGACUGCUGGGGGGCCCAGCCCAUGCCCCCCUUGAGCCAGCUGAGGGCAGGCAGGGCGAGGCAGGUCAGGGCACACACGUCUCGGGGCUCUCAGGCCAGGAGAAAGUGGGGGGUCUUGACUAUGCCCAGAAGAAAUGGUGGCCAGGGUCUGCGCUGCUAAUGGUAGACGAGGGACCCUCAGGGCUCUCUGGUCCUCCCCCCUCCGCCAUGGCCACCCCAGCCCAGCCCAGCUCCCCAGGGCAGGCCUGAAGCCUCUAGCACAGACUGUCCCCACAGAGCCCCCCCAAUAGGGCCAAAUUGCUCCCCAGACUGAGACACAGGACCCCUGCUCUCUCCAGCUGGGUGCUGGGAGAGCGGCCCAAGUCUUCCUCUGGCACUGCCUCCCUGGGACCCCAGGUCUUCCUCUGCUCCCUCCUGCCCCUUGUAGGGGCAACAUUGGUGUGAUCAGGGUCAGACAAAGAAGCUCUCACAGGAGCUGUGUCCCAGCACCCCAAGACUGACAGCUGUUGCUAGGCACCCAUGACCACCAUGGCUUCAGGAGAGGCGGGUGGGAUGGGUCCCAGGGGGAUGGGGCGAGUGAGGUCUGUAGAGGAUGGGACCGGUCCUCUGUUCUCUGAAGCUCUAACAUAGCUGUGCAUCAGGGGAACUCUGACCCCCAUCUCCGCCCUUGGGCUAGAGAUGGCCCAGCUUAGCCCAUGUGGGCACCAGAGUGAGGGGCGCAGGAGUGUGGGAUGGGGAGCACACUCACUUCUGCCGCAGAGCUCUUCCUAUAAGUUUCAGCGAAUCAGGUGGACAGUUGAGGCAGAUCCCAUGGGACCCCCCCAGUUCCUCUCACUGGGUCCCCUGAAGAAGGUCAAACCUGCCCAGGCCUGAACUCUGGUGUUCCCUAGGCCUGCCUACUCCAUGUCCCUGCCUGGCCUUGCCCCCCCAGGGCUGCCAUUAGGGUGGGUACCCAGGGAACCCCCAGAAGGCACAGAAAAAGGAUAUCCCAUGGAGCCUGGGCCUGCCUCAGUCUCCAUCCUGGGCAGUUGUGGGCAAUACUAAGCCUCCCCCUGGACGUGCCCACGUUUAGGGGCUGGGUCAGUGCUGGAUGGUACCAGGAGCUCCAUGCCCUGCAGCCCCCACAAGUCCCCAUCAUACCCUAGUGGGUCUCCAAGCCUGGACCCAAUGAAUUAAGUCUCUCCAAGGAAAGGGCCGGGCGCCCAGUCCAGAAUCACUGUGGUGUUCAGGCCCGGGUACGAGCAACACCGGUUUCUUCCCUCCUGUUGUCGUUCGCUGAGUUCAUUUCUGCAUGUCUGUUUGGAACUGGACACGCUGUGGCAGCUCGCAUGUACGUGGUUGUCCUGGGAUGGUUCUGGAAAAUGAUGCAUUUGUGCUGCCACGCAGCCACACGCACACACACGGUCCCACCUUUUUUGUAAUCGUCAACAGCACAACUAUUUUGUAUUGUUGUUUGUAUCAUUUUGUAUCAAAAAAAAGAAAAAAAGAAAAAAAAAGGGCAAAGCAGGCAACAGUGUCCGCACGUCCUCGGUGCCCAAUUGGUCCUGGCGGGAGCGGCUCAGAGCGAGCACCCAACUCGGCCUAAAUAAAGGUCCCCAUUCGAAUCCAA